AUGAUUGACCCUGCUGAUGGUGACAAUACCGCACACGAAUUGCAAAAUAUUUCAAAACUGAAAUUACCACCAUUUUGGCCUUCUAAUCCCGAUAUUUGGUUUCGACAAGUUGAAGCACAGUUUACUCUAACUAGAAUUAGCAGUGAAAAAACAAAAUUUAACAUUCUUUUGGCAAAUUUACCCACUGAGAUCAUCUCUACCGUGGUAGAUCUCAUACAGAACCCUCCAGACAUAAAUCCAUAUUCUUCACUCAAAAAAUUGUUAAUCGACAGGUUAUCAUUGAGUGAAGAAAAACGGCUGGACGAUGUUCUGUUAGGUUCGCAAAUGGGAGAUCAAAAACCGUCAGAUUUUUAUCGAGCGAUGUUGACCACGGUUGGUGGUUCUCAGGUGGUUAGUCCAAAUUUAUUAUUAAAAUUGUGGCAAAGGAGACUACCUCGUGUUGUUUCGGUUGCACUCCUCGCUUCUGGCAAAGAGGACGUUGUGGACAUUCUUUCCAUUGCCGACAAGGUGUGGAAAUCAAUGAAUUUGACGUCGACCUUAACACACCUCUCGGAAGUUCAAAAACAUCGCACCACAACAACACCACCACACGACUAA
Messenger RNA from Onthophagus taurus, 597 nucleotides. The record is from RefSeq and is a predicted model, not a curated record. Lineage: Eukaryota; Metazoa; Arthropoda; Insecta; Coleoptera; Scarabaeidae.